AUGGAUAGCCCAAACCCAUUUCUGGAUGACGUUGACGACAAUUUCAGCGAUUCGCUCGAAACAGGCGAUUACGGCGCGGCUUUCCAGCGUCCAAAUUCGCCACCGCCAGUGCUUCCUGCAGAUGCUAACAAUGUGAAAACGAAUUCGAGUUCUUCGGGGCAAUACGCUGCGCUAUACCAAAUAGACACAGAUACUUUCAGAUCGAGACUAUUAACCGCGUUGAAAGCCCGCAAAAUCCAAACGGACGGCGGCCGUUUUGAGCCCGAUCUUUAUUCGCCCGUGUGGGUAACAAUGACAGCAGCAGCAGCGCAUUUUUAUGUUCGGAGUCUAUUCAACUUUUUGGUGAGCUUUGUUGUGGGCCGCUCCACUAAGGCUACGUCUGCUGGCCGCCUCGUAACCCCCUACAUGGUAUUUGCAAUCUCCUACACGGCUUUCAGCCCAGCACUAGUUCACAUUUUGGCUAGAUUUGUUCUCAAGGUGAAAAGUGAGUUUGGACUGAUAGAACUGAUAAGUCUGUACGGCUACUCGAUGGCGAUUUGGAUCCCGCUUGCACUGGUCAACCUGAUUUUACUGCCAUUGGAAUUCUUGAUUCCACAUUUGUUCACGGUUGUGAUUUACUGGACCCGCAUUAUGGUCGGUUUGGCGCACACAGCGAUUUUCUUCUACCAACAGUUCAAAACCGAGGACCAAGAAUCCGACUGGAAAAAGCUAUUCAUAACCACUCUGGCAGUAAGCACGCUAUGCGGGGCGCUUCUAGAACUGACGUCAAGUGCUUUGAAGUAG
This is a messenger RNA of Lachancea sp. 'fantastica', 783 nucleotides long. The record is from the annotation of a GenBank genome assembly. NCBI's taxonomy places the organism in Eukaryota, Fungi, Ascomycota, Saccharomycetes, Saccharomycetales, Saccharomycetaceae.